ACAAUCAACACAUGUAAACAAACAUUUCUUUACGAGUAAUCGAAAGGCGCCGAAGCAAAGAAGAUUCUUUGGCCGAAGUGUCUCUGGGCGUUUAGUAUUUCUCGGGGCAUUUAGUCUCUGGGCAUUUAGUAUGAGAGCAUUUCACGGCUAGACAACACAUCGAAGAAAGGAAGGAAUGUCUGGCUGUACUUAUCUGUGCAAUUCGGGUUUCUAUUUCAGAGGAAGGUCUGUAUGCCGAGCAUAGCUGUGUUAGCAUCUCUUUAUUAUGAUGAAUACAUAAAUGUACUUUAAGUUUUGUGUUGAUGUAAUGUUUUUUGAAACAUAAUCUGGAUCUACCAAAAACAUGGACUGGAAAUGAUCAGAAAUUAUGUCAAAGAUUUCACAGCCAGAUUCUGUAAAUGGUCUUAAUAUAGUAAACAAUUAUGUAAGCAAUGAUCUGUAUGGAAUACAGGAUGUUUGGGCCAAUAAUAUGGAACAAGAAUUCAUGAAAAUCAGGCAGAUAAUUCAAAACUAUACUUAUGUAGCUAUGGAUACAGAAUUUCCAGGUGUUGUUGCAAGGCCAAUUGGAGAAUUCAGAAGUACAGGAGAAUAUCAGUAUCAGUUACUGCGAUGUAAUGUUGAUUUAUUAAAAAUCAUUCAGUUGGGUUUAACAUUCCUGGAUGCGAAUGGCAAUGCUCCUCCAGAGUUUUCAACAUGGCAGUUCAAUUUCAAAUUUAGUUUAGUGGAGGACAUGUUUGCUCAAGAUUCUAUUGAUCUUUUAACAAAUUCUGGUAUUCAGUUCAAAAAACAUGAAGAAGAAGGUAUAGAACCUAAUGAAUUUGCACAGCUUUUGAUGACUUCGGGUGUUGUGCUUUCAGAUAAUGUAAAAUGGCUGUCUUUCCACAGUAGUUAUGACUUUGGAUACCUCCUAAAGCUUCUUACUGACCAGAAUUUGCCUUCAGAUGAAGCUGAAUUUUUUGAUUUAUUGAGAUGGUAUUUCCCAACUAUUUAUGAUGUUAAGUACUUAAUGAAGAGUUGUAAAAAUCUCAAAGGUGGUCUUCAGGAAGUAGCAGAUCAGCUGGAACUAGAACGUAUUGGGCCUCAGCACCAAGCUGGCAGUGAUAGUUUAUUGACUGGAAUAGCAUUUUUUAAAAUGAGAGAGAAAAAUCCCAAAUCCAGAAUCGCUGAAGUCCCGACCAAUCCGGAUUUCGGACUUUGUACUGCAGGAAGAUCUUCAGUAAUAAUGUUCUUGUGAGCCUGGUUAAUGUAUUUCUCAAAGCUUGAUUCAUAGCAGAAGCAAGAUGUUCUUUGAAGACAACAUUGAUGAUGAUAAAUAUUGUGGCCAUCUUUAUGGUCUAGGUAAUUGUUUCAUUCAAGGCAACUUGCAAGAUGAUGCUUUACCAGUCUCCUCUCCUUAACUAGUCAAAAGAUCUUCUGUAAUCCCUUGUAAUGAUGAUUACAUAUUAGUAGAUAAUUGUUGUCAAAGCUAGUCAUAUUUUGAAGAGAAAAUAUUUAAACUUAUUUGUCUUAAAUAGAAGUUUUUCAUUAUACUGUUGAUUUAAUUUUUGUUUGUUAGAAUAUAACAUUCCAAAUAAAAAUAUAGGUAGUUAAUGUUUCAACAGUUGAA
Messenger RNA from Stegodyphus dumicola, 1606 nucleotides. RefSeq names its product CCR4-NOT transcription complex subunit 7-like. The record is from RefSeq and is a predicted model, not a curated record. Gene Ontology annotation, cellular component: CCR4-NOT complex. Lineage: Eukaryota; Metazoa; Arthropoda; Arachnida; Araneae; Eresidae. Gene Ontology annotation, molecular function: nucleic acid binding; poly(A)-specific ribonuclease activity.